UUUACAUUGCGUAAAAAAGCUAUUAUUUUGCGCGUCCACGGAGCUCCUCCGACUGGGUACGAGUCUGUUCCGAUGGCAUGUCCCCCAUAUUAUCCAAAUGGCAACUUUCCUCGAGCACUUUCCAUUCCGAACGAACGAUCCUCCCCUCAAAAGGACAUUGAUCGAUCGACAAAAUGUCUGACAAUCUUCAAGAUAUUACCGGGCCUAUUAUCGUUGUUGCUCAUGUAGUACUUCGAAACCUGGAAAAAGAGGACGUAGUUGCUGAUCGAAUCUCCAAACUUCGUGACUACGCGCUCUCUGACAAGGAACCAGGCACUCUCGCUUAUCGAAUCGCAAGAUUUGGGGGAAAGUUUACGAUUUUUGAAGAGUAUAAGAACGCAGAGGCUUUCAAGCACUGGUCCGGUAUCCGACCUGGCCGCUGAGAAAGAUGAGCUCCUUGAAUCGAUGGAAUGGGGCUAUUACAGUGAAUUCUGAGUCGCAGUUUCGCAGAAA
This is a messenger RNA of Cantharellus anzutake, 492 nucleotides long. RefSeq lists its product as uncharacterized. NCBI's taxonomy places the organism in Eukaryota, Fungi, Basidiomycota, Agaricomycetes, Cantharellales, Hydnaceae. The coding region runs from base 174 to 422 and encodes 82 amino acids. The record is from RefSeq and is a predicted model, not a curated record. The transcript is spliced from 5 exons.